Styela clava is the source of this 1965-nucleotide messenger RNA. Its product is annotated as transmembrane emp24 domain-containing protein 7-like. The record is from RefSeq and is a predicted model, not a curated record. Lineage: Eukaryota; Metazoa; Chordata; Ascidiacea; Stolidobranchia; Styelidae.
ACGUGUUGUUUUUGGUUUGACCGCUUCUACGCUUUGGAGAAGUGUCACAAGCUUGGGAAGUGGUUGAUUCAGUACCCCCUAUGGCAGAUAUCGUUGGGGCAUGAUUGAUACGGAUAAUUUAAUAUUUCUGUCCUUAUGAUAAGAAACAAGAGUUUGUUUUAAAGUUUUCUGACUUUAGUUCAUGAGGGCGAGGAAGCCACAUGAAUGUAAUGAAGAAAACUAUAUGCAGAUAUGGGCUGAUGGCUGGAGGAAGUAAAACGAGAUUACAAGGUUCAUUAUGAAUAUGUAUCAGUCACGGUACUGAAUACAGGAAUAAAGUAGAAUGCCCAUAAAUGAUUGUAGUUUUAUCUAAUUAUUCGAUAUCUUGUAAUUUCCAUGCUAACAUUAACAUAUUUUAACUAACAUGCUGAAUGAUGAUACCAAACAACUUCAUUUUGGAUGACCUUGUGAUGUGACGUAUAUCGAAUUAUGUUGAUUGUAUGUUGCUAUGGAUUUGGUAUGAUUUUGCACUUUAUUUAUCAUAAUUGUAAUGAAAUAUAUUUCAAAUUCGACUUCAAUAUUUUAUUUCAUACAAGUUCAACUGAUUUUUAAUAUGAAUACAAACAUUUUCUGUGGUGUUUGAAUUUAUUUGUCAAAAUUAGUGCUGUUUUGACGUUUGAGGUUCAUCCGAAAAAUAUGUAUUUAUAUUGCACCAAUCAUUUGCACAUAUUUAUCAUUUUCGCAAUUUUACAUAUACCAUGCAUUUUUGGUGUGGAAUUAACAUUUGAACUGCCUGACAACGCAAAGCAAUGCUUUUAUCAAGAGAUAGAAAGGGACGUGAUAGUAACUUUGGAGUUUCAAGUGAUUAGUGGAGGGCGAUAUGACGUGGAUUGUAAAAUAGAGGACCCUGACGGUCUUGAACUUUAUGGAAAAAAGAAACAACAGUAUGAUUCUCAACAAUGGACAACUCAAAAAGUUGGUGUUUAUAAGGUCUGCUUCAGCAAUGAAUUUUCGACAAUUACACACAAGGUUGUCUACUUUGACUGGCAGUUUGGGGCUGAAGCACCACUAUUGCCGGAAAUGGCCAGGUCAUCGGCCCUCACACAAAUGGAGUCAAAUGUGGUUUCAAUUCAUGAAAUGCUGAAUAAUGUGAUGGAGUUUCAGACCAAGUUUCGUUUGCGAGAAGCAACAGGCAGAAUUUUUGCAACAGCAUUGAGUGAAAAAGUCCAGAUUUGGUCGUUUUUACAAAUGAUGAUUUUAAUUAUCGUCGCAAUAGGACAAGUUGUUGUUCUUCGGAGCUUUUUCUCCAAUACGAAACAGCACAGAGUUCGGUCUGCAACAUGACGUCUUAGUUUUAUUUCCAUAAUUUAUAGAAGUCUUACAAUUAGUUAAAGUGAGGGUGUGGAUAAAUUAUUUUGCUGCCACUUGAAGCAAAUUUGUACGCUUUUAUUAGUAGCUUAAUUAGAUUUAAACGAUACAUGAGUUGGAUUAGUCGAAACCAUACCAUAGUUAUUGGUAAUUGUUCAAUGAAGCUUCGAAUUAAUAUGAAGAAUUAUACUGUAUUGUAUGGAAGCAUCAAACCAUUGCCUGUUGUUUUGUUGUUCCCCGAAUGUAUUCUUAUUGAUUGGAAAUGUACAAUUUUUAUAUUCUGCUCAUAGUUACAAGGCGAAACAAGUCAAAGGCGAAACAAGUCAAAGAUGCCAUAUAUUCAAAUUCAUUGUAUUGGCAAAUUUUUUGUUUUUGCACAUUUAAACAACGUUGGCAUAACUCUUGUGGAAUUCAUUUCACCUUCAUUGUCGUCAAUCUGUGGAAUAAUUGUUCUUGGUUAGCAAAUCAUUAUUUAAUAACACAACUUUUUCAUGUUAAAUGUCAUAUUUUGCCUUGGUCUGUAUCUAUCAUCAGCUCGGUUAACUCCCAAAUCAUCUUGUUGCUACCACAAAUUUAUGUUUGAGUAAGAAAAAUAAAUGUUGUACAUUGAAGAAAUCA